This is a messenger RNA of Elgaria multicarinata webbii, 2159 nucleotides long. Its product is annotated as zinc finger protein 397-like. NCBI's taxonomy places the organism in Eukaryota, Metazoa, Chordata, Lepidosauria, Squamata, Anguidae. The transcript is spliced from 6 exons. Bases 1 to 2139 code for a protein of 712 amino acids. The record is from RefSeq and is a predicted model, not a curated record.
AUGAAGGGGAGAAAACCUGCAGGCCCAGAACUAGAAGAAGGACCACUCAGAGCAGGAAAAGCCUCCAGUGCAGUUCAGCUGGAAUUUGAGACAGAGCGACCAGGAUGGGAUGCAUCGCAAGAGGGCAAAGGGGAACCAUCCAGGGGGAUGCAAGAGUGUUGGGAAGCCCAAUGGCAGGAGUUCCUGAGGACACUGCAGCCCCUUCACACAACAUGGGGAAGCCCAGGGAUAUCAGAGAUGGCACCAUGGGAUGAUACCAAGGCCUUUCUGGCCUCCUUCGAGCAAGUGGCCAAGCCCUGCCGGUGGCCGAGAGGAGAGUGGGCGGCCCGGCUCCUGCCAGCCCUGAGUGGGGAAGCAGAAGAGGCCUUCCGAAGCCUGGAAGCCAGAGAUCAGGAGGACUAUGGGAAAGUGAAGGCGACCAUCUUUCGAGGGGAAGCCCUGAGGAUGGAGGCGCAGCGCCAGCACUUCAGGCAAUUCUGCUGCCAGGAGGUCAGAGACCCCCGAAGGAUUCACAGCCAAGUCCAGGAGCUUUGCCGGCAGUGGCUGAAGCCGGAGAGACACAGCAAGGAGCAGAUCCUGGAGCUGCUGAUCCUGGAGCAGUUCCUGGCCAGCCUGCCAGUGGACCUCCAGGGCUGGAUCCGGGCAGGAGGACCAGACACCUGCUCCCAGGCCGUGGCCCUGGCCGAGGACUUCCUCAUGAGCCAGCAGAUAGCUGUGACAGCAGUCUGGCAGGGGCCGCUGAAGGAGGAGUUUGAAGAACCAUCAGAUCCUGUGAAGGGAGAGAUCUACAAAGAAACUGAGCAAAACGGUGAUGCUACAUUGAAAGAAAUAGAUGUCCGUGGAAGUCGCCUGUGUUUGCAGGUCGUCAACCAGAGUUUGCCCCGGCUAGCCCAACAGACCACAGUCUGGCAAGUCCUGCAGGAGGACGGGGGGAACGUAGAGCCUUCAGGCGACAAUAACGGAAGCAAGGUCAAGAUGGAGGAUUGUCAGUAUGGAGGAAAGGAGCCACAGGAUAUGUCCGGGAAAGCAUCACAGAUGGGCCAAGAGAAUGUGAUGGAGACAGCUGAGAUGCACGAAGAAAGAUGCAAGUCCGAAGAGGGUCAGGAGACAGACACAGAAGGAAGAGAGAAGGAAUGUCGUAAAGUCACGGAAGAUCUUACAGCUGCGUUUAGCCCCCCUUCCAAAGGAUGCACAAGGGACAACAUGCCCAUGUUCUCCAAGUACGGUAGAAGAUAUCGCUACAAGUUACAACCUGUUAUGAUAGAUGCCAGGGAGGACCAGGACGAAUGCCCCAUGACAGAUGAAAAUCUCCAGCGAAAUCCAUGCUUUGAUCAGCAUCAACGAACAAUUAAAGGAGGGUGUAAAUCUGAAUUUUCUGAGAAUGAAAAAGAGGCUAACUGGACUAGACUUCAGAUUAACCACCUGGAAGAGAAAUCUCAAACCUCUACUGAGUGUGUACAGAACUUUAUUUAUACAAAGUCACUAAAGCGUAAUCAAGAAAUUCAAAGUGUGGGGGGACCAUAUGAAUGUUCUCAUUGUAGCAAAUGUUUCCACCUGAGAGAAGAAUUGAUGAAUCAUGAGCAGCUUCAUACUGGAGAGAGGGGGCAUGAAGAUCCGGAGUCUGGGGAAAUCUUUACUAGACAGGAGAAAAUUGAUACUAGAUUGAAACCAUACGAAUGUUCUCAGUGUGGGAAGUGCUUCAAUGGUAGAGGCAGUCUGAGAAGACACCAGAGAAUUCAUUCCGGAGAGAAACCGUACAAAUGUUCUCCGUGUGGGAGGUGCUUCAGUGAGGGAAGCACGUUGAAGACACAUCAGAGAACUCAUACUGGAGAGAAACCAUACAAAUGCCCUGAGUGUGGGAAAGGCUUCACUCAGGGAGACUCAUUGAAAAGACAUCAGAGAAUUCAUUCUGGAGAGAAACCGUACAAAUGUUCUCAGUGUGGGAGGUGUUUCAGGGAGAGAUCCCAAUUGCAGAGACAUCAGAGAAUUCAUUCUGGAGAGAAACCGUACAAAUGUUCUCAGUGUGGGAAAAGCUUCACUCAGGCAGGCAUUUUGCAGGUCCAUCAGAGAACACAUAUGGAGAGAAACCAUUCAAAUGUCUUGAGUGUGGAGAAAGCUUCAGGUGGAAUCACAAUCUGAAGACCCAUCAGAGAAUUCAU